Alosa sapidissima (American shad) is the source of this 1830-nucleotide messenger RNA. RefSeq lists its product as uncharacterized. The record is from RefSeq and is a predicted model, not a curated record. NCBI's taxonomy places the organism in Eukaryota, Metazoa, Chordata, Actinopteri, Clupeiformes, Clupeidae. The transcript is spliced from 7 exons. The coding region runs from base 175 to 1206 and encodes 343 amino acids.
AGACAGACAGACAGACGGACAGAGAUCAGAUGCAGCAGGUGUUGGCAGUUGUAUAUCAUGCAGGAUGAUGCUGGUGUGAAGCUACAGCUGUUGGUUUGAGCUCUUCAGUCUCUCCGAGGGCAGCCAUCUCCCACCUGGUCAAACUCGGUCAGAGUGAAGGACUCGUCCGGUGCUAUGGCUCCCCUCGUAGCGGAUCUGCAGAGCUGGGUGGCGGGCGGAGGGUCGACUCUCACUUCGGCUCUCUCUCUCAUCUUCCUCCUCGUCAUCAUCGUCAACCUCAUCAACCUCUGCACCACCUGCCAAAAGCAUACCUUUGAACUGGAGCAGCCGAGUGCAGGGGUGGAACGAAGCUCUUCCACGCUAGUUAGAGUGGUUAAACUGGAAGACGCCCGAGCUGCAAGGGAAAAUCCUGCCAUUGAUGAAAUCAAGAGAGAUGAAGAGGAGCUCAGCACUAUUCCUGAGGGCAACGGCGCGGCUUUAACGCCCUGGAGAAACCACACAUCACAACGCAGUGAGUUCCCAGAGGACUCGCAGGUGAGCAACGGAACACCCGCCGGACUCACUGUGACAAAUGGCGGCGGCAAAAUGGAUGGCACAGCUACCACCAGGCACGAGCUUCACUCCACACCAAUGAUAGCUCCUCAUAGAGAAGUGGAAUCGCACGUGCAGUCGGCUCUUCCAGCAGUCUCAGUGGUCAGUCCCACUCACAGCGAGCCUGAGGGGUCCUUACAAGGAUGGGCAAAAGCGCAACCCGAGCUGAGGGCCAACCACUCUGGCGAGGUCACCUCCGAGCAUCCUCCGAGCUUCUUCCAAAUUCCAGAGGUCCGCUCACAGCAUGACUACGAGACCAUUUCCAACAUAUUAAAACAAGCGGCUCCAGAACUGUCUGAGAGCUCGGGGGAGCCGCUGGACGUGCCCUCCUACCAGUUUGUGACGCAGUUGGAACCCUACGCCACGUCGCUCCCCGACCCCACCCACCUCCCCCAGCACACCCUCACCGUAAAGGUGGAGGAGAUCGCCGACCUGGAGGACCGGCACUCCAAGGCCAUGUACGCCAGGGUGAGCAGACGGAUCAAGUGCCCCACCCCACCCCCAGUUCCCCCACCUGAAGACGAGGAUGAGGAAGAGGAAGGGGAGAAAGGAGAGGAAAUUGCCCCUCCACUACCAGACAGAGCCCUCGACACAGACAAAUCCAUCUCUCAAUAGACAGCUUGAAUGUGGCACCAUCUACUGUUAUUUAUAUGCAUGUAUUCGUAUCUUGUCUUUCCAAGCAUUUUAUUUUGUGGGUUAUGUAUUGUUUAAUAUCUUAUUGAUAAAUAUAUAUAUUUUAAAGCACUCAAUUCAAACUGAAAAUGCACUUGAAGUGUUGACAUGUUCUUACGUUAGAGACAGGCUGUCCACAAAUUCAUGAGAUCAGUGGAACCUGUCAACUCAGAUAUAAGGCUUCCGUAUCAUUCACAGUUUCUACAAUUCUGACACAUAUUCCAGUCAUCAAUAAAAUUCAAAUGUAUUAAAUAAACACAUAUGUUAAUUCAGAUGUCACUUAGGCUGACUGUAUUACCUCAAAUCUAACUUCUGAGGUCAUACAAGUACAACUUUCAUUGGAAAAGAAAAAAAUAAAUGAUAAUAAUUGAAUGCAGUUAAAACAUUAGGUUUGUAUAACUAUUAUUAUUGUGUUACAUCUGAGAUGUGCUAUUGUUUUACCGGCAUUGUUCCAUGUUCUUGCCACAAAAUGAUAUAUAGGGCAGCAUCUGUUCUGGUUUGAUUGGACAUGGUGACCUUUGACAUGAAUAAAUUAAGAAAAGAACUUACGCGCCCAUGGUAAGUAAA